Messenger RNA from Pectinophora gossypiella (pink bollworm), 2098 nucleotides. RefSeq lists its product as uncharacterized. The transcript has 2 exons. The record is from RefSeq and is a predicted model, not a curated record. NCBI's taxonomy places the organism in Eukaryota, Metazoa, Arthropoda, Insecta, Lepidoptera, Gelechiidae. The coding region runs from base 183 to 1076 and encodes 297 amino acids.
AAUAUCAAUGUACCCACAUUUUAGUGACAAGCGAUGGUUGCAAGUAUUGUCUGUAUGGCAUACGCAACUUCAUAACAAAGCGUUACAAGUGUCGACUGAAUGUCACACGUAAUGUCUUAUACUAAGCUGCACUACGAUUAUUAUUAUUUUUUUUUAAAAUUAACGUUGCAAGUAUUGACUGGAUGUCAUACGCAAAGAUUAAUACGAUAUAUUAUGUCGAUAUAUUGCCACAACAUGUAAUAUGUUAUGAUAUUUUUUCAGUUGCUGAAAUUCAUUCGGAAAACAAGGACGAUGACGAUAUAUUCUCGGUUUUCGGCGAAGAUCCAACUCUGAGCAAAGAUUUUGGAGAAGAAAUACAUUCUCACUUAGCAGUUCGUUGGAAUAAUAUUUUACAGAAAGGAAUUAAAAAAGAAAAUCGUUCUGACUUAAUAAAACAAUAUUUGCCACCUUCCAACUGUACUUUCUUGCUUCCUCCAAAACUGAACGAUGAAAUAAAAGCUGCUGUUCAAGAAACCGCCGUGAAAAGAGAUUCUAAACUAGAACAAAAACAGGCUCAACUUGGAGCUGGCAUUACUUGCAUUGGUAAAGCUAUUGACGUAGCUCUUAAAAUACCCGACAAACAAUUGCGGGAAAAAAUAAUUAAAUAUAUGGGUGAUGGCGGACAAAUAUUAACGGAUCUUCACUAUUUAGAGUCGUUGACCAGAAGAUCACUUUUAGGACAAGGGUUAAAUAAAAAUACUAAAGAUGCCAUAAAAGACAUACCUCGAGAUAAUUUUUUAUUCGGCGAAGUGUUACCCGACAAAUUAAAAGCUGUUAAGGCGUGUUCAAAGUCAGCUACUGACAUUAAAGUUAAGCCACAAAAAGCUUCGUCUUCACAUCAGAGACCGAACAGUAAGGCGUCUAAUAAUUCAUAUACCGCCCCAGCGACUUUAAACUGGAGGGGCUCGUCUCACCGGCCACUGAACACCAUGACGGCAGGCGCGUAUCGCGAGCGCCGUCCUGCAGCGCCAACGUCCUCAGCAGCCCCGCGUCGGGCGCAGACGAGCCAGCGCCCUCAACAAGCCAAGCGGUCUUAGAGGACGACCAGAGAACGGCACCCACAAUACAAAACGCUGUCUUUGAUGGCAGGAGUUUUGUGCGGGCAGCGUUACUGAGAAGAGGAGCACCUACCGAGGCCUUAGAAAUAUUGUUAGAUUCUCUAUCAGCAAAUACUUAUAAACAGUACCAAUCAGCCUUAAAAGAGUGGAAUCUAUUUUGUAUAAAAAACAGUUAUGAUUGUUACAAUACAUCAAUUAAGAUAAUUUUAAGAUUUCUUGCAAUUAUUUGUAAUAGAGGUGCAAAAUAUGGAACCUUAAAUUGCUAUAGGUCAGCUUUGGUUUUGAUUUUAGGGAAACAGAUGGACGAUGAAUUAAUAUCUCGUUUUCUAAAAGGGGUAUAUAGACGUACACCUGCUCUGCCUAGAUAUGAUUAUACCUGGGACCCAUCUAUUGUUCUGGACAAACUAAGUAGUUUAUAUCCAAAUGAAGAAAUAACUUUUGAAUUAAUUUCGAAAAAGUUGAUUACAUUGCUAGCAUUAGUAACUGCUCACCGCGUUCAGACACUGUCUCUUAUUAAAUUACCCAAUAUCGAAAUAAAUAAUACAAGAAUCUUAAUUAAGAUACCAGACAUGAUCAAAACCUCAGGAGUAAAUCGAUCUCAACCUCUAUUAAUACUUCCAUUUUUUGAUGAAAAGCCUGAAAUUUGUCCAGCAAAAACACUUGUAUCAUAUUUAAAUAGAACUGAAUCAUUGAGGCCGAUUAAUGUAAAUCAUUUAUUUAUUAGUUUUAAAAGACCGUAUUCUAGAGUGUCUUCUCAGACUUUGAGCAAAUGGAUAAAGUGUACGCUGGAAUUCAGCGGAGUGGACACUACAAUAUUCAGUGGCCAUAGUACGCGGCACGCCGCCACGUCGGCAGCGAGCCGUCGUGGAGUCAGCUUGCAACUGAUCCGUAAGACCGCAGGCUGGUCUGCCACUUCUCGCGUUUUUGCUGAUUUUUAUAACAGGCCUGUUGUUGAGGACUCUCUAGAAGACGGUUUUGCUAGAGCUAUUAUUGAGAGCUAA